CCAAGAGGAGGGACCGUGGAACCACAACAGAGCGCCUACACUAUCGCCUACACCACUGACAGCUUUGUGUUGUGCUCCUGAACCUCCUGUUUAUUUGUCAUUUAAAUUCUUUGUGACUACCACGUAGGGACAUGUCACGGAAACCGAAAGAAGAAUACCACCGGUUCUUUACCGUUACCGACCCACGCACCCACGAGAAAGGACACACGGAGUAUAAAGUGACAGCCAGGUUCGUAUCAAAGCGUCAUCCAGAAGAUGUUAAGGAGGUGGUUGUGUGGAGGAGGUUUUCUGAGUUGAAGAAGCUUCAUGGAGAGUUGUCCUACACGCACAGGAACCUGUUCAGAAGACAGGAGGAGUUUCCAGGUUUUCCCCGUGCACAAGUCUUUGGCAGGUUUGAUGAAGCUGUGAUUGAGGAGAGGAGGAAGGCCUCAGAGGCAAUGCUACUGUUUUCUACUACCAUACCUGCUCUGUACAAUAGCCCUCAGCUCAAGGAAUUCUUCAGGGGAGGUGAGGUCACACGGCCUUUAGAUCCCACUCCACUGUCUGCCUCUGGUCCACUGCCUCCUCCCCUCAUCCCCCUCCCCAAGCGGCGGGCCUCAGACUGUGAGCCUGCAGAGGAGGAGGAAGGCUGGGAAGCUCCCACCUUACCCCAGGACCUGGGCACCAACCUGGGCUUAGAAAUGGGUGAACCGGAGGUGGCAGCUGAGGCCUACAGCGAGGUGGGAGGCUCUCCAGUGGAGAAAGAAGGGGAUGAGUUUAGUGAUACAGAACAGGACGACAUAGGUUCAUGUCCAUCUCCAGUCAGAGUCCAACCAUCACAAGAAUCUCAGGAAGAGUUUGAUUCACUGUUCGACUGUGUGGCAGAAGAGAGCAUUCCCUCCCUGAAGGAGGACGGUCCACCUCCGCUGUCUGAUAAUGACUUGGCUGUUUUUGAUCCAUGCUAUAAAAAAGAGAGGUCCAACUCCUCCAGCGACCACAGUGAACUGUUCUCACUGCCGACAGUUGGUAUAGACGGAGGAGAUGCUGGUUACUUGGACCAAGCCACUGCUGAACUUAAAGCUGCAAUGGAGAAGGAGAAGGAGGGAGAAUUUAGUUUGGCUAUUGCCAGAUACAGGACAGCGGUGGAUCUGCUGAUUACAGGAGUACAAGGAGAUCCAGAUCCAAUUCGCAGGGAAUCUGUGAUGAGAAGGACAGCCCAGUACCUGAAACAUGCUGAGAUGUUGGUGGACAAGCACUCAUCACCCUCACACACUCAUACGCCUACGAACACAAAUACACAGGACCCGUAGAUGUACAGAUUCAGCGUUUAUACACAAAGAGACACACGAAGAGCAUCUCAGGGUCGGUGGCAAGCACACACAUACUCAGAUUUAACAUUCUGAUCCUUACACUGACACGGCAACUGACAGAUAGUGACAAUAAAUGCUUGUUGGGACCUAAGCACCUGUAGAACACAUGCUACACGGAUCCACACUACACUCCAGACUGUUAUUAUAGCUGCCUUUGUAAGUCAGUGAUUUUUUUAUUUAGCGAGGCCAAAAUAUUAAAAACUGAAGUUGACUGUAUUAACAUGUAAAUUAUCCUGAUUUUCUGUCUCUCUCUCUUUCUCUGCCUUUUAAUUCCUCACUUUACAAAGUCCUGUUGAAUAAUUAUAUAUGUAUAUCAGUGAUUUUUGCAAUUUGCACAAAGCUUUUGUUAAUAAAUGUGAUUUAACUUAA
This is a messenger RNA of Sphaeramia orbicularis (orbiculate cardinalfish), 1718 nucleotides long. It is a transcript of the gene snx15, whose product is annotated as sorting nexin 15. The record is from RefSeq and is a predicted model, not a curated record. The transcript is spliced from 7 exons. Bases 132 to 1289 code for a protein of 385 amino acids. Gene Ontology annotation, molecular function: phosphatidylinositol binding. Lineage: Eukaryota; Metazoa; Chordata; Actinopteri; Kurtiformes; Apogonidae.